UUCAUGACGUCAUUCUCCCCUAGAAACGAAGCAAAUAUGUCGAGCAGAGGUUCGUCCCGUUCUGUCCACGAAGAUCUCAGGGACGAAAGAAUCCCUAGUUGUCAGCAGUGGACAUGUGAACAAGUUGGAAAGUGGAUAGAGGAAUUAGGAUUUCCACAGUAUAAAGAUUGUUUUGUGUCAAAUUUAAUUGACGGUAAGAAACUCAUACUGAUAUCUGCAUCAGCAUUGCCAAAGAUUGGAAUUACAGAUUUUGAACACAUUAAAUUUAUAUCAGGAAGUAUUCGACAAUUAUUAACCAUAGAACAUCCAAACUGGAGUAGAAGCAUAUCCCUCCCUCCAAGAGAAACUUUAGGCAUGUACUUGGAAAGAAAAAGCAAGACAGGUGAAAAAGCAGAUGAACUAACUUACAAGAGAUUUCUGAUGAACUUUGAGGAUUAUAAGUGGCAACCUCCUCUUUCAAACCAUUGCCUUAUUCUUCCACACAGCUGAAUGGAAGACUGUAUGAAGCUAUAUGAAUGUAAAACUAUGUGAAGCUAACAAAAAGCCAAACAAUAUGUACUACUACCAGUCAGAGUAAGCAACAGAAUGACAGCAAAACCAAAAGCAUACUUUCAAUAACAUGGGCAUGAAAAUGCAUGCAUCAGAGUGAAAAGUUGCUUACUUGUGGCUUGAGAGGUGUAACAUUUUGAAAAUGUAAAAUCACGUUGAUAACAGAAGAGGGCACUUAAACAUCCUAGCCAACUAAAGAAAAACUUCCAUAUAUAUAAAAUAUGCCUUACGAAGUGGAUAUAUUUCAAUGUAAAAAGGUUGAACACUAAGCUUACAUUUCACACAAUGUUGUGGAAAUUCAUACAUAUCUCAUUAAAUAUCUUCACUAGUCAGUGCCAUUGAUUAAUUUUUUUUGCAUGUCUGUGCGCAGCAUACAGUUUACCAAAAAGAGAUUGUACUUAAUGUCAAAAACAGUUAUAUUCACUUAGCAACUGUAUUAUAAAGUAAGUGAAUAAAGUAAAAAUGAACAAA
Molecule: messenger RNA, 1020 nt
Organism: Lingula anatina
Lineage: Eukaryota; Metazoa; Brachiopoda; Lingulata; Lingulida; Lingulidae
Product: sterile alpha motif domain-containing protein 15-like
Molecular function (GO): protein binding
Source: RefSeq, a predicted model, not a curated record